CCGUGUUUACCCCCGUUCCCAGAGGAACAGUUCGGCGUAUGGACGGCGGUGUUUGGGACCACAGCCUUAUCACAUCGAGAGAGAGAUGCUCUAUGCUACCAGCUGCAAGUGUACCUGGGUCAUGCCCUGGACACAUGCGGCUGGAAGAUUCUGUCACAGGUGUUGUUCUCUGAAGGGGAUGACACAGAAGAAUACUAUGAGAGCCUAAGUGAACUAAAACAGAAAGGCUAUGAGGAUGCUCUGGAGAGGGCUAAAAGACACAUGCAUGAGGUGUUGGAGAAGCACAAAGCAAUAGACAGUAUGGUGGAGCUGUUACAAGUCUACCCCGAGGAGGACGAAGCCUACAGUGAUCUACUGGAGGCCACCACUCAGCUGUACCACUACCUGCUCCAGCCAUUCAGGGACAUGAGGGAACUGGCCAUGCUGCGCAGACAACAGAUAAAGAUAUCACUAGAAACAGAGCGUCUGGGCCCCCGGCGGGUGGAGAGCCUCAGGAGGGAGGAUGAGGAGUGGCAAAAGAAGGCUCAUGCUGCUGUGAUGUCUAUUCAAAACUUGACUGUCAAGUUUUUUGAAACCACCACCCGUGCACUGAAAGCCUUAUAUGAACGGAUGAAAGGUGAUCAGAAGAAAUUUGGCAAGUCUACGUGGGCAGCAGCGGUUGAUCGCAUGGAGCGUUUGCAGUACGCUGUGUCUAAAGAAACCCUGCAGCUGAUGAGGGCCAAGGAGAUAUGUCUCGAACAAAGGAAACAUAGCUUGAAAGAAGAGAUGCAGAGUCUGCACGGUGGAGAAGAGGCCAUGUUGCGUGUUGAUGAGCUGGAGGCACUGUACUAUGAGUUGCAGCUGCAGCUCUAUGAUAUCCAGUCUGAGGUGCUGCGCUGUGAGGAGCUGCUGCUCACGGCCCAACUGCAGAGUCUGCGCAGGCAGAUGACUGCGCGACAAGAUGAAGUGGUCUAUUAUGAUGCUUUUGAAAGUCCUGAUGCCAUGAAGGGUGUUGAAGAACCUAUAACCCCCCACUCCCCCCUUGGAGAUGAAGAACUGUGCGUCUUACAACAGAAGACAAGGCAGCUAGAAGCACGCAGAGGCCGUAUCACUGCAAAAAGGGUCUACCUGAAAAAUAAGAAGGAAAUUUGUAUAGCCAAUCACAAACUGAAGUCACAACAAAAACAAGGAAGCCCUGGUGAGAGCAAAACCCAGCAGGCAGCACUUCAGGAUGAUGCUGAUGAUGAAGCUCAAAGAAGUGCUCGGGUGAGUCUGGAGAGACAGCACACACUGGACAGACUUCGCAGCCUUAGACAACGCUAUCCAGGUCAGGUGACGCUUAAGUCCAGUCGCUUCCGUCAGACUCAGAUGAAGAGGAGAGGUCAGGAGCCUGUUAUGCAGGUGGCCAGUGUUCAGACUGAUGGCUCCUCUGAUCUCCCAUCAGACACUCCUGCUUCUCUUGUAGCAGACAUCUGUGACAUUACAUCUUUGCCCACUGCCCCUGCACUUGAAGAUACUGUCUUGUCUCCUCCAUUCUUUUCUGUGCCUCCUCCUCUUCCAGCCUCAUCCUCCAUCUCUUUGAGUCUCCCCCCACCUCCCCCACCACCACCCCUCCCUCCUCCCUUUCCCACAGAGGAGCAGCCGCAGGAUGUCUCCAAGGAAAAGGUCCAGGACAGCACAGUGCAGAAGCGUACUGACUCUGAAUGCCCCUCACUCUCUCUAGCUCCUUUCUCUCCUCGCUUCUUUGACAGCAGCCAGCUGUUGACAGCUAGGAAAAAACUGAGGAAGACUUCAUCACUGGACUCAUCACAGUGGAGAAGAGCGAGCUCACCCAUGGAUGAAGUACUGGCCUCUUUGAAGAGGGGCAGUUUUCAUUUGAGAAAGGCUGAGCUCCGUGUUUUGGCCCCUGACCCAGAUGAUGACAGCAACAACAUUCUGGCCCAGAUCAGGCAAGGUGUGCGACUGAGAAAGGUGAGAGCGCGCCCUGAGCAGCAACGCCAUGGAAAGACUUUCUCUCAUUCAACUGACGCACUCACACGCAGCAUUCAUGAAGCACUGAGGAGAAUUAAGGAGGCUUCACCAGAGUCCGAGUCUGAAGAUGAAGGCCUUCCUUGCACUGACUGGGAAAACUAGUUUACUAGAUCAACUUGAUAUCUUUGUAUUGGCAGAUUGCCACAGAGAACAAAGUAAAUGCAGAGUGAUCAGAAGAUGGGUACAUAGGCAACAAAGCAGUUUUCUAUAAGACAACAGGAUAUUGCAUUUUGCUACUGCUGUAAAUCUGCAAAAAAUGACUUUUUAUACAACCCAGUUUGAGAAGUUGUUGGAAAUCUUGACAAGGAUACAACUGAUAACCUCUCAUUAUAUCAGUCUACAUGGCAUCUGUGCUUUUGCUCGCUGUAAUGGGUUUGUUUUUUGCAACAAGUGUUUGUGCUCUUCCAAUAGCAAAGAUUUACAUGUUUUGCUGUCAACUUUUGUAAUAUUCAUAUGUACUGUAAUGUAAACGUACUGUACUUUUAAGAUAGGCUAAAUGCCCAAUUUUCAUUCAGAACAAUUGCUUUAGUGUAGAAACUAUUAAUUACAUAACACAAGUAUGCCUACUUAAAAACAUUUGUCACUAUUUUAUUGCCUGUGUGUGUUAAUGUGCCACGUUUGUGUGUGUUGAUAAAUGUAAAGUGUGCUUUUGGGCACCCACAGCAGAAUAACGCAUCCUACUACUCUGAUACUGUGCUGCUCUCGAGACCAAGUCAGUAUUUGAAAAAAAAAUUAAAUUUUACAUCUGACCACGCAGUAAUGAUUACAUAGUUAUCUGCAGUAGUGGUGGGAGUACUGGGAGCUCACCUCUGGUGUCUGAUUAUGGUCUGAAAAGCAUGUGGGAUGGUUGGAAUACAGAUUUUAAACAGACGCCCUCUGCUGGAAACACAAUGUAGCCUUUAGAUUUCUGAUUUUAGUUUAACUGCCUUUUGUUUAUUUUUACUGAAGUUAUGAGUUUGCUGUGUGUGUUUUCUCUAUGUACAUUCUGUUUACUUUUGGCUGAAUGUGUCUUUUACAUGUGUAAAAGAUGCAGGACACAGUAGUAGUUUAUAACAGAUUCUGUAUCCAUGUCCAUUUUACAACCUUGUUGAGUAUUCUUUCCAUGGGUAAUGAUAAUGAUGAUCCAUAAGUUUCCAUUUUAGUUUGUAAUGUUUGACCUGUAACAUUAUGCAUGUAACUUGCUGACAAACCCAUUACAUCAGAAGUGCAAUAAUGAAGAAAUCUGAUUUUACUGUAAUGAAGUGUAAAUUACUAAAUAUAUAAGCAUGUUGAGAUGUUUAAGUAUUUAUUAAAAGCCUAAUAUUUCAAGAACAUUUUU
This is a messenger RNA of Boleophthalmus pectinirostris (great blue-spotted mudskipper), 3328 nucleotides long. Its product is annotated as junction-mediating and -regulatory protein-like. Gene Ontology annotation, molecular function: Arp2/3 complex binding; actin binding; transcription coactivator activity. The transcript is spliced from 10 exons. NCBI's taxonomy places the organism in Eukaryota, Metazoa, Chordata, Actinopteri, Gobiiformes, Gobiidae. Gene Ontology annotation, biological process: 'de novo' actin filament nucleation; positive regulation of apoptotic process; Arp2/3 complex-mediated actin nucleation. Gene Ontology annotation, cellular component: nucleus; cytoplasm. The annotation marks the transcript as partial. The record is from RefSeq and is a predicted model, not a curated record.